AUGAUUUUUUUUGUAUGAAGGGCAUCAGAGUAUCCAGAGGAGUAUGAUGGUGGGUGCGUGCAGAUGAGAUUAUCUUACAGCCCCGCGGCUCAUCUCUUUCUCUUCCUUCUUCAGUGGACGGAUUGUCAUUUCGCUGGCGCUCUUGGAUUGCUUAGGAUCCUUAUUUAUAAGGCAUAUGUUGAUGGGAAAACCACAAUGUCGCUACAUGAACGCAAAGCUAGCAUCAGAGAAUUCUAUGAUGUGUUGUUUCCUUCGCUAUUGCAACUUCACGGAGGGAUAACCGAUGUAGAAGAAAGGAAACAGAAGGAGAUAUGCGACAAAAGAUACCGGAAAAAGGACAGAACAGACAAAGGGAAGAUGUCAGAGAUCGACUUGGAGAGGGAAGAAGAGUGUGGCAUUUGCUUGGAGGUUCGGAAUAAAGUUGUUCUUCCUACUUGCAAUCACUCCAUGUGUAUAAACUGCUACAGAAACUGGCGUGCACGGUCACAGUCGUGCCCGUUCUGUAGAGGCAGCUUGAAAAGGGUGAAUUCUGGUGAUCUGUGGAUUUACACUUCGAGCAAAGAGAUUGCGGAUAUACCAGCGAUUUACAAGGAGAAUCUGAAGAGGUUGUUGAUUUACAUUGACAAGUUGCCUCUCGUUGCUUCUGAUCCAAAUCUAGGCUCUUAUGCUCCUCUUGCUCGGUGAACAGUUCACUCUCUCUCUAUAUUUCUUCUAGUUAUGCACAUAGCAAUAUUACAUCAUCUCUUUGUGCCCACUUUGUAUAUAACAACAUUUUAUGUGUUUUCUCUCUUUCUGUUUCUGCCUUUUAAGUUAUUUUUUAUUCAGCUCUCUACAGUCUCUGGUUUGGAUUUUGUGUAUAAAAACAAACCACCUUUGGUUAACCACAUUGAUAGAUCUCGAUAAUUUGUUGA
Molecule: messenger RNA, 911 nt
Organism: Camelina sativa (false flax)
Lineage: Eukaryota; Viridiplantae; Streptophyta; Magnoliopsida; Brassicales; Brassicaceae
Source: RefSeq, a predicted model, not a curated record